This is a messenger RNA of Anisakis simplex (herring worm), 2970 nucleotides long. Lineage: Eukaryota; Metazoa; Nematoda; Chromadorea; Rhabditida; Anisakidae. The record is from the annotation of a GenBank genome assembly.
AUGACGACUCCGACCACGGUGAAACUUUUACUGGACGAAUCACGUCGUGAUGCAGAAGAGGAGAUAGGCAAGAUCGAAAGAAACAAAUUGGUAGGAGGCAAAUGGACAUCGCAGCCAGCAUCGGCAACAUCCAGACAGAUCAGUCGUGUCUUGCCUUUUUGUACGUUCACGGCCGGUAUAUUGAUCACGAUGAUUAUUUGUUGUUUCAUUGGAUUAUUUCUUUUACCACAUUUCAUCAUUACGAAUCAGUGCCAAUCCGACGAACUUAUCUCAUCCGAACAGUUGAAAGCCAAUAAGUUGCAGCCACUUAAAGAAUCGCAGAGCGAAACAAAUAACCUAUUCGAAGAUCAUCAUCACUUGAUUGAAGAAUGUGAUCCAUCACAUCCUUGGCAAGCAAUCCGAAUUCCAGACAAUAUCCGACCUCUCACCUAUAAACUCUUACUUCGACCGAAUUUGACCACACUGACUUUCAGUGGCUCUAUCGUUAUUCAACUAAAGAUAGUGAAUCCAACAAACUACAUCAUACUGCAUGCUCUUCAACUCCAUCUUACGUCAUAUGAAAUACAAGCUAAUGGAUUACCCGUUCCAGCAUACCACAGUGAAUGCGAACGGUUAGGGCAGUGGGCUUUCGAGGUAGUUGAUCGCCAGUUAAACGAGAAAGAUAACGUGAGCUUGGCAAUCGAUUAUGAUGGCCACAUCCAGAAUGAUCUUUCAGCCCUCUACAAAAAUGUUCAUGUCUCAGAGGACGGUAAACAAAUAAUAUCAGCUUUAACACAAUUCGAGCCAACGCACGCGCGCAAGAUGUUGCCAUGUUUUGAUGAACCCAUCUAUAAAGCCACCUUCGAAGUGUCCGUCAUUCGACAGUCGCAACACACCGUCAGGGCCAAUAUGCAUUUGGAACAUAGCGAGCCAUAUACCGAUGGGUUAUUCAUCGAUCAUUUUGCACCUUCAGUCAAAAUGAGUACGUACUUAUUGGCGAUUGCCGUUCUGGAUGAUUUUACAAGAAUUCGAGAAAUGACAAAAAGUACUGCAUCCGCAGUAGAGGUACCUAUAAUAUUUGCUUCCUAUGACUUAUCGAAAUAUUCUUCGUUUCAACAACAGGUCAAUCUGUUUGCGCCCACAAAGGUAUCCCAUCAAACAGAAUUUGGUCUUAAAACAGGCAUACUUGCGCUGGAAUUCUUCGAAUCUUAUUUUGCAAUACCAUAUCCACUUCAAAAACAAGAUAUGAUUGCACUGGACGACUUCGCAGAAGGUGCAAUGGAGAAUUGGGGUAUGAUGACGUUUCGAGAUGAGAUGUUACUUCAUAAUUCGAACACAUCAACAACCAAAAGUAAAGAAAUCGUCGCGUUGGUCGUUUGCCAUGAAUAUGCUCAUCAGGUUUGUCUUUGCAUUAGUGAUGAAAAUUUCUUAAUGAGCAUGUUGCUGGAUGGUUUUAAUACUACGCAUGCCGUUUCAACUUCUGUUGAUGAUCCUGCUCAAAUUGGAUCUAUUUUCGAUGCUAUCUCUUAUCAAAAGGGUGCUUCAAUAAUUGCAAUGAUCAUGGGUCUUACUGGAAAGGAGAAUUUCAAGAUGGCUAUACGUGAUUAUCUCCAAACGUAUGCCUACGGCAACGCUGAUGGAAACGAUUUAUGGCGAGUAAUUGAAAAGCACAGCUCCCUUAAAGCAAUGAACUUAUCAACGAUGCAAAUUGCCGAAUCAUGGACAACUCAUGUUGGCUAUCCAUAUAUAGCAGCAGCUAUUGAUCGCAAUCAAAAUUCAAUCGUGAUUCAUAACCAGACACGAUUCAUGUACUUACAAGAAACACAACAUAUGUAUCGAACCGAAUGGCCAAUUCCAGUACAUUAUAGAAGUGAUUAUUCGACGGCAUUGAACAUCGCUUGGAUACAACCUGGUGAUCAAGAUGUUCGUAUUCCACUCGAGAAGUCUGCAAAAUGGGUAAUUGUGAACUCAAAUUCGCUCGGUUUUAUGCGUGUCUUAUAUGAACAAAAAAUUUACGAUGAACUCACUGAACAGUUACGAACGAAUCAUCAGGCGAUAUCAUCGCUUGAUCGAGCGUCAAUAAUUGAUGAUGCGUUCGCGUUCGCAAACGCAGGACUACUUCCGAUUAGCACGGCUAUGGGACUUGUGAGAUAUUUGGAGCAAAAUGACGAGGUGGAACGCUCACCAUGGAACGUAAUAAUUGCUCAUUUGAAAAUGAUUGAAAACUGCAUUUAUGAUUCGGAGCACCUUGAUCUAUUUCAGCAGUUGAUGCGUUCAUUAUUGGUACGUGCAUAUAAUCGCCUCGGUUGGUCACGCAAAGAGGAUCACGUUGACAGACUGCUUCAAACAGAGAUCUUGGCAUUGGCGUGUAAACUGCAAAUUGAAGACUGCACUCGUCAAGCAACACAGCGAUUCUACCAAUGGACGCGUGACAACGAAUCAAUUCCAAUUGAUAUACAACCGCUGGUGAUUGAAGAAGGUAUCCGAAGAGGCACUUCAACUGAUUGGGAACGUGUCUAUCAAGAAUAUCUGCAAGCAAAAAGUCCUUCAAAGAAAUUCAUGCUGCUUGCCGCUCUUGCGGCAACACAAGAUAUCCGUUUAAUUUAUCGGUUUAUGAAUAUUUGCCUGAAACCAUCUAUAAUCCGUCCAAGUUUGUUACCGAGAGCAUUCUAUCUUCUCAUGCAAAAUCCCAACGCACGUCUACAUGCAUGGCGUUUUUUUCGGAUUCAUUUCGAGCAAUUCGAUGAAACAAUUGGAAGUACAACAACUAUGCUUGGCAUGAUGAUCAAGUCAAUCAUCGAAGAGUUCAACACUCAAUUUGAUUUGGAUCAAACAUUACAAUUUUUUAAACGCAAACAGCUCAAAGCAUCACAACCAAAAGUCGAUCAAGCACUCGACUCAAUUCGUCUCAAUAUACAGUGGCGAAAACUCAAUGAAAAGUCACUUAGUAAAUGGCUACAUGAAUGGAAUAAUGAUAGAUCUCUUCAAUAA